This is a messenger RNA of Soboliphyme baturini, 488 nucleotides long. The record is from the annotation of a GenBank genome assembly. NCBI's taxonomy places the organism in Eukaryota, Metazoa, Nematoda, Enoplea, Dioctophymatida, Soboliphymatidae.
AUGAAGUUCUGGUCGUCGCAGUACGUUUUUCAGUACGAUUGGGAAACAGUGGCUUCUGCCGCAUGGCGAAAGUAUCCGAAUCCCUUGAAGCCGGAAGUGACAGGAAUUGACAUUCUGGGCAGAGCCGUAAGCGAUGACGGUGUGCUGAAGACAACUCGCGUGAUCAGGACUGAAUGGCGGAUACCACGUUGGGCUACGAGCUUGAUUGGCCUUGAAAACCCUAGUUAUGCAUUGGAACACUCUGAAGUGUCUGCGAAGAGUAAACAGAUGCUCCUGAAAACCACGAACCUGAACUGUCGGAAUUUCGUAAGCGUUCACGAAACCCUGCAAUACACCCCUGACCCUGUGGACUCAACCCGGACGUUGAUGGAACAAUCGGUUUGCAUCUCUGUUCGAGGCGUCCCACUAAUUAGCUAUAUGGAAAGCAUCUUGACGUCCACGUUUAGCUUUAACGCUGACAAAGUAUGCGUUGUUUUUUAUCAUUAACA